Messenger RNA from Clunio marinus, 294 nucleotides. The record is from the annotation of a GenBank genome assembly. NCBI's taxonomy places the organism in Eukaryota, Metazoa, Arthropoda, Insecta, Diptera, Chironomidae.
AUGCCAAAAACGAACAUCAGAAAACGACAAACGAGGAAACGAAACGCAAGCAAAGGAAAAAUGUUCCCAUUAUAUGUACGUACAUACAAUUGGGAACUAACCCCUGUUGAAUGUACGUUCAGACUUCUCUCGACGCUUCAAUGUUUGCAUUUCGCAUUUCAAUUUUUUUUAUUUGCUUUACUUUGUCAUAAAAACGGAGAACGACGAAGCAAUUUGAAGAACUGGUCGAGCUCGAGAGAUGUGGGAUUCCCCAAACCCCAGAAACUUCUCAAACAAGCACAAAGCUAUUCGUAA